CUGACACAGUAGUGAGAGUGAGAGCUCCUCCAUGGAAAUAUAACUUAUUAUACUUCUUAUAACUUCUUCUAAGUCGAGCUCUUCUGGAUGCCCACCUCACAGCUACACCCUUAAAAACUGCGGUAAGAGCCUGUCUGACCACCUGUGCCACAGCACGACUACAUCCUGGUCACUAUGGGCCGCACGCCACACAAAGACCAGAAAGAAGAAAAGAAGGAGAGGCCCAGUAAUAUCAGCAGCACUUCUGUGCUGGACAAAUCUAAUGAGCCCUUCAGUUGGGAAGACUACCUGAAAGAAACCUCCACUGUUGCUGCCUCACCCACGUGUUUCAAGCAGUCCAGAAUCCCCCCCUCCAAUGACUUCAAGGCGGGCAUGAAGCUUGAGGCUCGCGACCCUCGCAACGCCAACUCUGUGUGCAUCGCCACGGUGAUGGGCAUGGUGGGUACUCGCCUGCGCCUGCGCCUGGAUGGCAGUGACAACACCAACGACUUCUGGAGACUGGUGGACUCCUCUGACAUCCAACCCAUAGGAACCUGCGAGAGGACCGGGGACAUGCUGCAGCCCCCGCUAGGUUUCAGGAUGAACGCUUCAUCCUGGCCGAUGUUCCUCCUGCGGACGCUGAGUGGAGCAGAAAUGGCACCAGCCUCUUCCUUUAAGAAGGAACCGGCUUGCCCCGUGGAAAACUACUUUCAAGCUGGAAUGAAGCUGGAAGCCGUGGACAGGAAGAACCCCUACCUGAUUUGUCCCGCCACAGUGGGCGAGGUCAAAGGCCCGGAGAUCUUUGUCAUGUUUGACGGCUGGCGAGGAGCCUUCGACUACUGGUGCCCCUUCGACUCCAGAGACAUCUUCCCCGUGGGCUGGUGUGCCCUGACCAAGCACAGUCUGCAACCGCCCGGAAACUUCUUCACCCUCCCAGGUGCCCUCCUGGCCCCCGUGUCCUCCUCCUCGCCAUCCCUGUCCACACGCCGCUCCACCUCCAACUCCUCGUCCUCCUCCACCAUGCAGACCUCCUACAGACUGCCCAACCCGCUGCCCCCCCUGCCCGUGCGCAAGGGGGUCAGAGGUCGCCGGCCCAAGUCGCAGACCAUCGCUCUGUUGAAGGCGGCGGCCGAGGCGGCGGCGGCUGAGGCGGCGGCGGCGAGCGUGAACGGAGCGCCAGAGAGCCCUGUGAGGGCCACUCAGCUGGCCCCCCACAGACCACAUAGGAAGCGAGGGCCCAAGCCUGGGAGCAAGAGGAAGUCCCGGGUGGUGCCGUCGCUGGAGUCGUCAUCCAUCAAAGCUGCUCCGCCUCCAGAGAGCAGACUGAGCUCCAGCCACGUCUCGGUGGACAGUCACCAUAGCAACAGCACCAGCGUGGUCUGCACAGUCUGCGUCUACGUCAACAAACACGGCGACUACGGCCCGCAUCUGGACCGCAAACUGGUGCAGCAGCUGCCAGACCACUUCGGUCCUGCUCCCGUCAACGCCGUGCUGCAGCAGGCCGUGCAGGCGUGUGUGGACUGUACGUACCAGCCCUCGGUCCUGCUGGCCUUCCUGCAGAGCCAGUCCCACACAGGAGGAGAGGUCAUCCGAGUGCGCUCCGAGCACGGCAUCCGCUACGUCAAGCUGCCCUCCGUCACCUGCGCCUCCACCGUGCUCCGGUUCUUGGAGAACAUGUGUCAGCACCUGGAGAGUGUCAGCCUCUUCAGCACGCAGCCCUUCAGCUCCUACAACAAGAACACACGCUUCUUGGACAGGACCAAGUCAGAACCAGUGUCCCAGACGGAGAACGGUGUGUCCAAGGAUGAGAGCAUCAAAGAUGGUGUUGCCAAGGCGAGGUCUCCUCACGUGACCACAGACUACCGGGCGGCGAAGAGGGAGCGGCCAUAUUACACCUCCCACUCGCACACACCUCCACCUGUGCGGCGAGUCAGCUCCACCCCCAGCGAGCAAAGCCAGGUGUUGAGUCACAGACGUGUGGAAGCAGCCAGCUCCACUACAGGACCAGACCAUGUGACUCAGGACAAGGACACUUUAGCCACUGACGCUACUUCCUGGUCAGUUGAGGAAGUCAUACGCUUUGUGCAGGAGGCUGACCCACUUACCCUUGGUCCUCAUGUGGACCUCUUUAGGAAACAUGAGAUCGACGGGCGAGCGCUGAUGUUGCUGCGCAGUGAUGUCAUCAUGAAGUACAUGGGACUGAAGUUAGGUCCUGCUCUCAAACUCUGUCACCACAUCGACAAACUGAAACUAAGCAAACAAUGAAAGUACUUUCUUCUUCAAGUACUCCGUCAUGUCCUCAUGCUGCUGUCAAUCAUUCUUCCAAAUCAACCACACAAGCAUGACAUCAUUGCUCUUUGAUGUUCUCUCGUGUAAUCUAUUACUUACAGAGCAGCGUUGUGGUGAUCAGCAGCAGAAAUAUGAGGCAUGCUUUUAUGUCAUGAUGUCUUUAUACAACUGAAAAACUUCUUUUUUCUAUCAAAUUAUGCUGACGGUUUUAGUGAAAAACUACUUGUAAAAAUACAUUGUUUUAAAGCAUUCAGUGUUAAAAAAUUCAGUAUUAAAAAAAAUCAGUGUAAAAAACAUUUGUGUAAAAAAUAUUUUGUGUAAAAAAACAAUCAGUGUAUAAAAAUUCAGUGUAAAAAAUUUGAUUGUAAAAAAAAAAAAUCAGUCUAUGAAAAUUCAGUGCAAAAAAAGGCAGUGUAUAAAAUUUCAGUGUAAAACAUUUUCU
Messenger RNA from Nerophis lumbriciformis (worm pipefish), 2710 nucleotides. It is a transcript of the gene scml2, whose product is annotated as Scm polycomb group protein like 2. Gene Ontology annotation, cellular component: nucleus. The record is from RefSeq and is a predicted model, not a curated record. Lineage: Eukaryota; Metazoa; Chordata; Actinopteri; Syngnathiformes; Syngnathidae. Gene Ontology annotation, molecular function: chromatin binding; histone binding. Gene Ontology annotation, biological process: negative regulation of DNA-templated transcription.